This is a messenger RNA of Ceratina calcarata, 1781 nucleotides long. Its product is annotated as glucosylceramidase. Gene Ontology annotation, molecular function: glucosylceramidase activity. The transcript is spliced from 7 exons. The coding region runs from base 183 to 1709 and encodes 508 amino acids. The record is from RefSeq and is a predicted model, not a curated record. Gene Ontology annotation, biological process: glucosylceramide catabolic process. NCBI's taxonomy places the organism in Eukaryota, Metazoa, Arthropoda, Insecta, Hymenoptera, Apidae.
ACAGCUGUCAAACAUUUGUCAAACAUAAUACAUGUGACAGUUGCGUGUAGCCUACAUAAUAUUUUACGUUCUGUACCAUAUCUAAGAAUAAAUAAAGGAAGAACAUAUAUAAAGCGUGCGUUGUUCAUACAAAUAUAUCCAGUUACGUUCCAAUCUUCAAAAACAAACGAUAACGCGUAUAAAUGUGGCGAAUACUUUUGUUAAUAACUUUCUUUUUCGACGAAGGUACCGCAAACGAUUGCGUGCCUUACCGCGUAGACGGCGAAAUAGUUGCGUGCGUUUGCAAUGCCACGUACUGCGACGGUCCCUUCGAUGAUGUACCGGAAGUCCCGAAGGAAGGGAGUUCCCAUUGGUUCAUGUCGAACAAACAAGGAGACCGAAUGAAGAUGUCACAGCUAGAAUUCGGUGACUGUAAAGAAUCUCCUAAAAGCCAAGUGCUGAGUAUAGAUACCUCGAAAAAGUAUCAGACGAUCAUUGGUUUCGGUGGCGCGUUCACCGAUGCGGUUGGAAUCAACCUCUUAAAACUUAGUCCAGCUACCCAAGACCAACUGUUGCGGGCAUAUUACGAUCGCAAGAAGGGAAGCAGAUAUUCGUUGGCUCGGGUGCCUAUUGCUGGCGUUGAUGCCUCGACGAGACCUUACUCGUACGACGAUGUUCCCAAUGAUGUCAAGCUCGAGCACUUCGCACUUACAAUAGAAGAUUACGAUUACAAAAUACCGUAUUUAAAGAAAGCUCUCGAUUUAAAUCCCGACACAAAAUUCUUGAGUGCCGCGUGGACCGCGCCACAAUGGAUGAAAUUCACGGAAGAUGACAUCAGUGGAUUAACUUUCCUGAGUUAUGAAUACUACAAGACGUACGCUGACUACCUGAUAAAGUUUCUGGACGAGUACAAGAAAAUGGGUAUUGAUAUGUGGGCGAUUUCGACCGGUAACGAGCCGCUGACGGCGUUAACAUUCGACGUUCCACUCACCUCUAUGGGAUGGAUGCCGGAAUCGAUGGCCGAUUGGGUUGGCAAUUACUUCGGUCCGGCCUUGGCGGCAUCCUCGCAUAACGAGACGCUGAUAUUAGCUAUGGAUGAUAACAGAUCGUUGUUACCUUGGUUCGUCCAGCCCACUCUUAAGUGUGAGAGAUCAAACAAGUACGUCGGUGGAAUAGCUGUGCAUUGGUAUCAGGAUUAUUUAGCUGAGCCGGACGUGUUAGACGAGAUACACAACGAAUUUCCAAACAAAUUUAUUCUCGUAACCGAGUCAUCCAUUACGACUAUUUGGAAUACUUCCCAAGAAAAAGUCGGAUCAUGGCAACAUGGAGAGAGGUACAUUUUAACUAUGAUCGAAUACUUGAAUCAUUGGACCGUUGGAUGGGUAGAUUGGAACAUAGCUUUGGAUACAACUGGCGGCCCAAACUGGCAGGAGGUUUAUCUCGACGCUGCUAUUAUCGUGAACCCAGAAGCUGACGAAUUUUAUAAACAACCUAGUUAUUAUGCUAUGCAACAUUUUAGUAGAUUCGUCGACAGAGGCUCUAUUAGAACUUCGAUCACUGAUACAGACGCAGUCAAAUCCAGUGCCUUCCUUACUCCAUCAGGGAAUGUCGCCGUUGUAUUGUACAACAGGAACGACACCGCGCAGCACGUAAUUCUGAAAGAUUCACAGAAACGUACACUUUGCUUCGACCUUCCGCCGCAGUCUAUGAACACUUUAAUAUACCACUGAAAAGCUAAUUCAAAUAAAUUAAUUAUGGACAAAAAUUAUCAAUAAAAGAUCGAACAUUUAAAAAUUCAAAAA